UAGAUUCAUUAUUAAAUCUUUCCUAACAACUCGAGUUAAUGAUACUAAACGGUCUAGACGAAGAACAUGAUUCAAAAGCAAAUGUCUAACUAAAUCAUAAAUAAUUGUUUGAUACAUAUAUGGUGAUAUUCUUGAUAGUUUUGACAUAUAAUUUAAUUUACCAAGUUUUUGCAAAUACAAAAUUAUAUCAUGAACGGUUUAGAAAGCUAAUAAAAUUAUUUUAUCGUAUGUAUUUUUUCUAAAUGGACCCAUCCUCGACAAAAUCCUGACUACGCCCCUGAUCGUAAUUGUGUUAUUUUCUCUUUAAUAUUGAUCCAUUCUCUUUAAUGCUAUAAUUUCUAGCUAUCUGGAAGAUUGAGCAAACUAAUAUUUCUAGCUUUACAGUUAUCUUCCCGCCAAAAUUCUGCCACCGGCCGCUAUAGUUCCAUUCACCCAUCUUCCUUUUUCCUCACUCAGCUCUAUUUAUUAUCUCCCACCCCGCUUCAUCUUACUAGCCACUCUCUUUGUUUCCCCUGCCGCCGAGGUCUCUCUCAAUCCUUCGAAACCUUGCAAAGCAAUGGCCCCGAAGGAUAAACUGACGGAGUACGAGCGCAAGCGGCUCGAGACCAUCCGGCGGAACGAUGAAAUGGUGGCUGCCCUGAAAAUCCCGUCCAAAGCUUCUCAGCUCACCGGUACUGCCAAGCGCCAGAGAGUCAGCGUCGAGGAAUCGAAGUCGUACAAACCGACUACAGAGAAGAAAUCCGAACCUGCGUUCGUCAACCGGCGCUCGCUUCGGACACGAGGGAUGCCGCCGGAGGGCGUGGGAGGCGUCCCCGUUCUUGAGAAGGUCUCCCCUCGCGUAGAAGGUCCCUUGAGCAUGGCCGCCGCCCACGACGGUGCUGGGUGUAAUGGAACGCUGGUUGCCACUCUGUUGUCGAUCAAUAAAAAUCCCCAAAUUGUUUCGCCGCCCGUGAAGGCAGAAUCCGCCGGAGGAGAGGUGGUUAAGAAGGAGGAAGCAGAAUACGGGGUUUCGUUCGAUUCAGCUAGAGUCAAAACCGAGGGCUGUAACGUGGGAAUGAAGGAAGAGAAGAAGGACGUGGAGAGCCUGCUCGAUUUGGGAUCGAUGAAACUGGAGACGGAUAACAUUGCGAAGGUAGUCACAGGGAAUGUAAUGAAUGUGAAGUUCCUGCCUUGCAGCGAUUUGAGGAUGGUUGUAGUGGGAAGCAAGUCGGGACAGGUUGGAUUCUGGAAUAUGGAUUCUACGAGAGAUGAUGAUGAUCAUCAGAAUGGAGUAGUACACUUGUACAGACCGCAUACUGGGCCAAUCGGGGCGAUUCUGUUUCACGAAUCCUGCUUCUCCAAGAUCAUUACAAGCUGUUAUGAUGGCUACAUUAGAAUGAUGGAUGCCGAGAAGGAAGUGUUUGAGCUUGUGCACCACGGGGAUGAUGGUAUAUUUUGUCUCUCGAGGCGACCAAACGAUGACAAGAGCUUGUAUUUUGGUGAAGGACUAGGAGGGUUGACUGUGUUUGAUGAUAAGAUGGGGAAAGUUUCAUCACAGUGGUUUCCUCAUGAGGACAGGAUCAAUACCAUCCAUUUUAAUCCAAGGAACCCUAACAUUAUGGCUACUGCUUCGAAAGACAAGACUGCUCGGAUCUGGGAUUUGAGAUGUGUCGGUUCUGGCCAACCCAGAUGUUUGAAGAUGGUCAGUCACAAUAGGGCUGUGAAUUCAGCUUACUUCUCACCUUCUGGCUGUUCCCUUGCAACUACAAGUCUUGAUGACCACGUGGGAAUUCACAGUGGGAUAGAUUUCGAGGAUAACUGUAUGAUACCCCAUGAUAAUCAGACUGGCAGAUGGAUCUCUAAAUUCAGAGCAAUAUGGGGAUGGGGUGACGCUUACAUUUUCAUUGGUAACAAGAAGAACGGAGUUGAUGUGAUCUCUCCCGUUGAAAACAGAGUCGUUACGACCUUGAAAGGCUCAGAAAUUAUAGCAAUUCCGUGCAGAUUUGAUGCCCAUCCUCACCGGGUUGGAAUGCUCGCUGGUGGCACCGGCGGUGGGCAGGUUUAUGUAUGGACCUCUAGCUAGGAGAAGCUGGCAACUGCCUUUUCAAGUUUGUAGGAAUAACAUGUUUUCUUCGUA
Linum trigynum is the source of this 2116-nucleotide messenger RNA. The record is from the annotation of a GenBank genome assembly. Lineage: Eukaryota; Viridiplantae; Streptophyta; Magnoliopsida; Malpighiales; Linaceae.